GUUUGGGUUGUCUGCGUGCCGUACGUAAUACGUCUGGCUCCGGUCGUGUGUGUGUGUCAGUGGCAACACAAUGUGGUCGUUAAAAUGUAGAAGAGAAAUGCUGUUAUCGCCAAUUACAUAAUAUUGUGUUUACAAACAGUUAAUAGCUCAGCUCUAGGUGACGGUCACACCGAUCAAACUUGAUUACCGGAGAACGUUCAUUUACCUCAAGUGAGGCUAUUUUAAGUUGGUUGCACUUGCACAGAGCAGCAAUCUGUUGCUCUAGCAGUAUAAUGAGUGCCUAGUGAUAUGAGGCAAUUAAUGAAUAGUUAACGACCUGUUCGUGAAUUAAAUUACUCGUUAUUUAAUUAAUCAUUUUUUAACGAUUUGCACCAUGCUUUGGGUGGCUCGAAAUGGAGUGAUGCCUCCUACGAAGCAGCCCAGUGCGUUGGCGUCACUAGCUCAGUCGGCUCUGGCCGCUCAGCUGGUCUCAUUGUGUCGCACACUACAGACUGUCGCACAAGAAACCACUCCUGCCCAUGCUCUCAGUAUUGCCCAGACGCGGCUAAGGCCUCUCUGGAUCUCAUCACUGCCAGGAUGUGUGCGGGCACAACUCUUAGAGGAGGGAGCAGGUAUUCUGGCGACACCAGUGCCAGAUACCGGUGCCAUGGGUGCCGGACCAGUACCACUGUACCUGCUCUCUCUGCUGCUGGCUCCAGACAUUAAACGGUUACGAGUGGAACUUUGCUGCUAUUACGGGUGUAGCCACCAGGCCGCGCUCCUUAGGUUACUCACCAACCAGGGCAGCGGACUUGAGUCCCUUCAACUCGCCAGAUCAGCACUGCUGAGGCUAGACCACAACCUGCUGCAUUCAGCCCUCCUGUCUGCUGCCUCUCUGCAACGUCUCAUACUCCAGAACAUUGCGAGUGACUCUAUCUUGACAGUGGUGGGCAGUGCAUGCAAAAACUUGACUGUGCUGGACGUGGCGCAUUCACGACAAGUAACGGACGCAGGACUACGCCAACUCUUCCUGCAGGUAGAAAUACGUGACAAGACACAAACUACGAGGUGUGGUACCAAUGUCAAGGGCAAACUGAAGACGAUGAGGUGGUCUUGUCUCCGCAAACUACUCAGGCCUUUUUCCAACCUAGGCUUCUCACGAAAUUCAGAAACGAAACUGGCCGAUGUUUCCUUCCUCCUGGAAUACUGUGAGAGUCGCAACCCACUGUGCAAGUCCCUGCGAGUGCUCAAUAUCGCCAACACUGCUGUGACGAGUGCAGGUGUACUGCUGGCCCUACGCAGUGCACCGGGCAUACACAGUUUGGGAGACUACUGCCACAUGGGCCGAGCGCUUGAAGUGUAUGAGAGGGUCUGUGGUCCUGGAAAUCUACCGGAGUUCCAUCUUCGUUCUGCUCGCAGUUCACGCACCAACCUCCACAGGCUAGAGCUGCUGUCAUCGGCGUGUCCAGAACUGCAGAGGCUGUCACUAUCAGAACCCCACCACACGCCAGAGAGUCUCUCUCUGCUUCCUAUGACACUGACGUCUCUCAGUCUCCACGGUGUUCCUAACUCGCCUAUUUGGGUAGCUAAGUUGUUAAAAUUCUUUGAAGGACCUCAUGGUAGAAAUUUGAAAGAACUCGUGAUCCGUUUCUUUCUUCCAGAGUUUCUAACGCAAAUUGAUCUCGGUAGUGUAUUAAAGAACUGCACUAAUUUACAAUCACUGGUCUUGGAUGGUGCCAACGUCGACUGGCUGACUGAUGGUGAGCUCAGGUUGACAGAACUAGAAAAUAUUCAUUUGGGGAAAAGUGUAACGGCGAAAGCUGUAACGAACUUAAUGAAAUGUGCACCAAAUUUGGCUCGAGUGCAUUUCUUCAGUUGUUUGGAUCUGACUGAUGAUCAUCUCCUUAAAAUUCGACAUCCGUACUUGCAAUGCUUCUACAUCUAUGAGGCCUCGUGUAUAUCUGCAGAAACCAUCAAUACUUUGCUAGCAAACUGUGUUAACCUCCAGAGCACGGGGAACCUGAGCAACUGGGGACUUUCUUGUGACGCAAUGCGUUCAGUUGUCAGUUUAAUACAAGACAACAACUUCCAGCUCCAGCUCAAUGGAGGAUCUCAUUGGUUCUCUCCUUGUUUUCCAUGCAUCAAUCAAUACUGAUUCAGCUUACCAAAGACUGUUCUACAUGCACUAACUGACGUUUCAUUGCUAUUUAUGUCAUGUUACCAUAAUAUAACUAGUGCAUUUAGUCACUCACAUAGCGUAUUUAAAGUACAAGGCAAGGUAUUAAUAAUGUUUAGCUUAAGUCAUGUCUAAUUUGCUAGUCUGAUUUUUUUUAUUGAAAUUGUAAAAUAUGAAUUGUAAUGUAAAACUGAUUUGUUAAUUAAAUUAACAAAAUCUUUAAGCAUA
Homalodisca vitripennis (glassy-winged sharpshooter) is the source of this 2383-nucleotide messenger RNA. RefSeq lists its product as uncharacterized. The transcript is spliced from 5 exons. The record is from RefSeq and is a predicted model, not a curated record. Lineage: Eukaryota; Metazoa; Arthropoda; Insecta; Hemiptera; Cicadellidae. Bases 374 to 2134 code for a protein of 586 amino acids.